AUGCGCGCACAGAACUCAAAUUUGGUCGCUUUCGCAGUGGCAUCGCGAACUUGUAGUUCGUCGAUUAUGUCAUUUCUGUUCUUCCGUAUGAUAGAUUCCCCUGACAUUCUUCUGAACGACCGUUUUUGUCAUUUUUACUUCAUUGUCAUUUUCUCCCUCUCAUUGAUUUUCUCUCUCUCUCCCUCUCUAUCUUCGUUGAUUUCAGUUUAUCCUCCUCCUCCUCCUCCUCCUCCUCCUCCUCCUCUUCUUCUUCUUCUUCUUCUUCUUCUUCGUGAUCUUUUCUUUCUUCAUUUUCUUUUUCCCUCCCUUAUCUCUCUAUCUUUCCUCUCUUUUCUCGGUUUAUUUCAUUCAUCUUCCAUAUACACUUGUAUUUUUUCUUUCCUUUCUCAUUCUCUCUUUCUCUUUGAUAAACGCUCAUCUUCGUCAUCAAUUUUCUUUUCUUUCUUCUUUCAUUGUUCCUUUCUUUUUUACUUUUCUUUCUCGGCGGCGCCCUACUUCCGCUCAAUUUACUGUCGUACAUUCGUUUCUCUUCUUUCUUUGACGGCGACGUCAUCUUCGACGAGACCGACGACAAUCGUAUCUUCUUCUUCUUCUUCUUCUUCUUCUUCUACUUCUUCUUCUUCUUCUUUUACUACCACUACUGCUAGACUUGUGAUCGUUACUUUCUUUCCUUCCUUAUCUUUGAAGAGUUUCUUACACAUUUUGUAA
Acanthosepion pharaonis is the source of this 708-nucleotide messenger RNA. The record is from the annotation of a GenBank genome assembly. Lineage: Eukaryota; Metazoa; Mollusca; Cephalopoda; Sepiida; Sepiidae.